UAAUGCCUGCUCCUCUGCAGACCGCUCUUCCUUGACUCUCCCCAUAACUGUUGUCAGAUUUAUGGAUCUGUUCUACCGAAAGCCUUGCAGAAGGGGCAGAGGAUGCCCUGGUUAACCCCUGCAUGUAAAAAGGUAGAGCCAUUUUUAUUCAUAGCUGGGGCACAGAACACUGGAAAGAGAAAGCAAAAUUUCCUGAGCUACUGCUAAGCCAGAAAAGCUCAGCUCUCAAAAGGACUAUCGCCUGAGACCUCACACAGCUGGGAACUGAUCCGCGAUACAGCAAAGGCACCUGUUCACCGAAGUUGAGGCUGGUCACAGGUUGGGCAGCCCAAGGAGCUGCUCGGUUCACCCAUAAGGGAUGAGAGCUGCCUGCCCGCUGCUGCUUGGAGAGCCUCAGACAGACGCUUGAAGAGGUGUGUGGAUGGCUCCUGGAUCUUGACUUGCUCCCACGGAAAUAUUGUGUGACUGAGUUUCCUGUCAUACUGCUCCCCAGUUGACCAUGAACCAGCCAGAGCCUGCCAGUGACCCUGAACCCCUGUGUGCGGUAUGCGGCCAAGCCCACUCCCUGGAGGAAAACCACUUCUACAGCUACCGGGAGGAUGUGGAUGAUGACCUCAUCUGCCACAUCUGCCUGCAGGCUUUGCUGGACCCCCUGGACACUCCGUGUGGACACACCUACUGUACCCUCUGCCUUACCAACUUCCUGGUGGAGAAGGACUUCUGCCCCAUGGACCGCAAGCCUCUGGUUCUGCAGCACUGCAAGAAGUCCAGCAUCCUGGUCAACAAGCUCCUCAACAAGCUGCUGGUGACCUGCCCGUUCAGGGAGCACUGCACCCAGGUGCUGCAACGCUGCGACCUCGAGCACCACUUUCAAACCAGCUGUAAAGGUGCUUCCCACUACGGCCUGACCAAAGACAGGAAGAGACGCUCGCAAGAUGGCUGUCCAGACGGCUGUGCAAGCCUCACGGCCACGGCUCCCUUCCCGGAGGUUUCUCCAGCUGCCACCAUCCCCUUAAUGACAGACGAGCCUGGCCUAGACAACCCUGCCUACGUGUCCACGGCAGAGGACAGUCAGCCAGCAAUCAGCCCAGUGGACUCUGGCCGGAGCAACCGAACUAGGGCACGGCCUUUUGAAAGAUCCUCUAUUAGAAGCAGAUCUUUUAAAAAAAUAAAUCGAGCUUUGAGUGUUCUUCGAAGGACAAAGAGCGGGAGUACAGUUGCCAACCACGCUGACCAGAGCAGGGAAAAUUCGGAAAACACCACUGCCCCUGAAGUCUUUCCACGGUUGUACCACCUGAUUCCAGAUGGCGAAAUUACCAGCAUCAAGAUCAAUCGUGUGGAUCCCAGUGAAAGCCUCUCCAUUAGGCUGGUGGGAGGUAGUGAAACCCCACUGGUCCAUAUCAUUAUCCAACACAUUUAUCGUGAUGGGGUGAUUGCCAGAGACGGCCGGCUACUGCCCGGAGACAUCAUUCUAAAGGUCAAUGGGAUGGACAUCAGCAACGUCCCUCACAACUACGCCCUGCGCCUCCUGCGGCAGCCCUGCCCGGUGCUGUGGCUGACCGUGCUGCGUGAGCAGAAGUUCCGCAGCAGGAGCAAUGGACAGGCCCCCGAUGGCUACGGACCCCGGGAUGGCAGUUUCCAUGUGAUUCUCAACAAAAGUAGCCCCGAGGAGCAGCUUGGAAUCAAACUGGUGCGCAAGGUGGAUGAGCCUGGGGUGUUCAUCUUCAACGUGCUGAAUGGCGGUGUGGCAGAUCGACACGGUCAGCUCGAGGAGAAUGACCGCGUGUUAGCCAUCAACGGACAUGACCUUCGAUAUGGCAGCCCAGAAACUGCGGCUCAUCUGAUUCAGGCCAGUGAGAGGCGUGUCCACCUCGUCCUGUCCCGCCGGGUUCGGCAGCGGAGACCUGACAUCUUUCAGGAAGUCGGCUGGAACGCCAGUGGCAACCGGUCCCCAGGGCCAGGGGAGAGGAGCAACACUCCCAAGCCCCUCCAUCCUGCAAUUACUUGUCACGAGAAGGUGGUAGAUAUCCGAAAAGACCCCGGCGAAUCUCUCGGCAUGACCGUCGCAGGGGGAGCAUCACACAGAGAGUGGGAUUUGCCUAUCUAUGUCGUCAGUGUUGAGCCCGGAGGAGUCAUAAGCAGAGACGGAAGAAUAAAGACAGGUGACAUUUUGUUGAAUGUGAAUGGGGUCGAACUGACAGAGGUCAGCCGGAGUGAGGCAGUGGGGUUAUUGAAAAGAACGUCCUCCUCGAUAGUACUCAAAGCUUUGGAAGUCAAAGAGCGUGAGCCCCACGAGGACUGUGGCAGCCCAGCAGCCCUGGAUUCCAACCACAACGUGGCCCCACCCGGUGACUGGUCCCCAUCCUGGGUCAUGUGGCUGGAAUUACCACGGUACUUGUAUAACUGUAAAGAUAUUAUAUUGCGAAGAAACACAGCUGGAAGUCUGGGCUUCUGCAUUGUAGGAGGUUAUGAAGAAUACAAUGGAAACAAACCUUUUUUCAUCAAAUCCAUUGUUGAAGGAACACCAGCAUACAAUGAUGGAAGAAUUAGAUGUGGUGAUAUUCUUCUUGCUGUCAAUGGUAGAACUACAUCAGGAAUGACACAUGCGUGCUUGGCAAGAAUGCUGAAAGAACUUAAAGGAAGAAUUACUCUAACUAUUGUUUCUUGGCCUGGCACUUUUUUAUAGAAUCAAUGAUUGGUCAGAGAAAAACAGAAAAAUCACAAGCUAAGUUGAAACACUAUAUUUAUCUUGUCAGUUUUUAUAUUUAAAGAAUACAUUGUAAAAAUUGCAGGAAAAGUGUGAUCUAAUGAAAGCCAGUUACACCUCAGAAAAUAAGAUUCCAAAAAAAAAAAAUAAAUAAAAACUAACAGUUUUUCUUUUUUCAGUGUGGAAGAGUUCUCAUUACUCCAUAACUUUGUUUAUAUUUUUCUAUUCAAUAAAAAGCCCUAAAACAGCUAAAAUGAUUUGUACACCCCACUGAAUUCAAAUUGAUUUAAACUUAAAAUUUGGUAUAGGCUGAAGUCUGCCAAGGGUACAUUCUGGGCAUUUUUAAUUUAAGGCCAAAAGAUUUUUUUAAAUGCAUUGCUGAGAAACAUUGUUUUCAUCAAACAAGAAAUAAAUAUUUUUCAAAAAUUA
Messenger RNA from Saimiri boliviensis boliviensis (Bolivian squirrel monkey), 3136 nucleotides. RefSeq names its product ligand of numb-protein X 1 (gene LNX1). The record is from RefSeq and is a predicted model, not a curated record. Gene Ontology annotation, molecular function: protein binding; ubiquitin-protein transferase activity; metal ion binding. Gene Ontology annotation, biological process: ubiquitin-dependent protein catabolic process. NCBI's taxonomy places the organism in Eukaryota, Metazoa, Chordata, Mammalia, Primates, Cebidae. Gene Ontology annotation, cellular component: cytoplasm.